UCUCUCAAAUUGCUGUAAUUCCCACUUAAGACCUAGCCGCCCACUCCCACUCCCUGUACCUGGAUAUUUCGAAUGCCAAUGCAUAGACCAGGCUCCAAUAACAAUUACCACAGUCAUGUCACAGACAGAGAGAGGGAGAGAGAGAGAGAGAGCGAGCAGAAGAAGAGAGCGAACAGUUAGCUGAACAAAAGCCAAGCCAAUUAGCUGCAAGUCAAAUUGGACUGAGAGGCACACACAAAAAGAGAGCGUGGGAGAGAAUGAGCGUAAGGCGUAGGCGAACUAAAAUAAGAACACACACAGAUUCAAGUGGAGAGCCGGGUCGUAGGAUCGCAGCGUCGCCGCGGCCCGAGCAGAAUGAGAGCAACGCACGCGUUGAGAACGCAAACAGUUUACAGUUAGCCGAGUAAAGCGAAGCCGCGCGGUUCUAUCCAUUGCGGAACGGAUAAAACUGUUAAGAAAAUAAGAAAAAAAAAAAAAAAAACGCCAAGGCUUCGUUGUGUCCAACUAGAAAAUAAAAGAAAAUAAAAACGUAAUAGUUCUAUUAAAGAAAAUGAUCAAAAGUGAAGAAGUGGCAUCCGAUUUAAACAGCCGCACAAUGGGCGUUGAUCAACUGGGCGGGUUUGUCAGUGGCGCCCACUAUCAUCACCAUCAUCCGCACCAUCACCUGGGCAGCGCACAGCACACACACGCGCAUCCGCACGCACACACCUUCACGCAUCACACACCCACACACUUGUAUCGCGCUGGGAACACGCUGCCCGCUGGCAGUUUCCAAUUGAUGGGCGGCGAUUCACCCACGGACCUGGUUGAUGAGAAGCCCAACAUCAGCUACAUGGAUCGCAAGUUCUAUGCAACCACGGUGGAUGCCGCGGGCAAUGUCACGCCUACAGCCCAACAGCAGCAGCAACAGCAGCAGCAGCAGCAACAGCAACAGCAGCAGCAGCAGCAACAGCAGCAGCAUUACGGGCUGAGUGCGCUGCACAGCAUGGGCACGCCGCCGGCAUCCUCGAGUCCAAUUCCAGCAUAUGGCGUGCUAAUGACCGCACAUUCGGUGGGCUCGGUAUCACCCAAUUCCAGCUCGAAGACGCCCACCGAUCAGGAGAUGUACGUGAGCUCGUCGGUGGUGAAGCCGCUGCAGCUGCAGCCGAUGAAUCAUCAGUAUACCUCCACGAUCAAGUACUGCUCCAACAAUACCAUACUGAGCGCCAAUGACUAUCAUCAGCUGGCCAUGCACGAGGCGGAGCAGCAGCAGCAGCAACAGCAGCAGCAGCAGCAGCAGAACUCUCCGGUGUCCGGCAGCUAUUUGCCGCGCAUCUCGUCCUCGCCCACGCAGGUCAUAGCCAAUGCCCAUGGCCAUGGCCUGAACUACUCGAGCGCCAGCUCCUCGCCAGCCAAGUCGCUCAACGGCUCCGAGACGACGCCAACGAAUGCCACACAUGAGAGCUCCAGUGCGGCGCAGUCCAAGGCGACGGGCUCCAGUGCACAGGAUAACAGCACGCCGGACACGACCAAGAAGUCGGGCACACGUCGGCCGGAGAAGCCAGCCCUGAGCUACAUCAAUAUGAUCGGACAUGCCAUCAAGGAGUCGCCCACGGGCAAGCUGACGCUCAGCGAGAUCUAUGCAUAUCUGCAAAAGAGCUAUGAAUUCUUUCGCGGACCCUACGUUGGCUGGAAGAACUCGGUGCGUCACAAUCUCAGCCUGAACGAGUGCUUCAAGAAGCUGCCCAAGGGUAUGGGCGUGGGCAAGCCCGGCAAGGGCAACUACUGGACCAUUGAUGAGAAUUCGGCGCAUCUGUUCGAGGAUGAGGGCAGUCUGCGACGUCGUCCGCGCGGCUAUCGCUCCAAGAUCAAGGUCAAGACCUAUGCGGUCAAUCCGAACAGCUUCUACAGCGGCAGCUACGCGGAUGCGGGCAUGGAUACGGCCAACUUCUAUGCGACGCCCACGUAUGCCAGCUACGACUACAGCGCUGCGGCCGGAGCAGGUCCCACGGCGGCUCAGGGCUUCGGCGAUGCCUGGAACGUGCAUGCGGCGCACAGCGGCGCACCGGCUGUGGCCGUGGGCACACUGCCCCAGUACUCGAACAUAACCUGCCUGACGUCGGUGGGCAACAAUCUGAAUGGCUCACCCACGCCGCCGUUGGCGCACUCGGCGCUGGGCAUGUCCUCGACGGCGGGCCCCUCCAGUUCGCCGGUGUCGGCACUUCAAAGUGAUUAUGCGCCAGCCGCCAGUCUCGUGGCGGCGGGCUACUCCUAUGCAACAAGUGGCAGCGGCUUGGAUAACGGUCUGCGCUCCAUGUCGCUGCAGCAGCUGCCCGCCCUGUCCUCAAUCCAGACGGGACAGUCGCAGUCGCAUCAUCAUCAUCCGCAUCAUCCGCAUCAUCCGCAUCAUGGUCAUCAUCAUGGAAGCAUGACGCCGCCGCCAUCGCAAUCGGGCAACCAUGGCACAGAUCGCUCGCCCAUCGAUCUAAAACCGGUUUACCUGACGCCCAUGACCCCGCCCCCGACCUCGGUGAACGGCGGCUACUACGAGACAAUCAAAUAUUCGAAUUAGUGCGGCCCGAUCUUAUUGGGCAUUACUACCGUACAUGCAAACGUGUGUAUGAGUUAUUUUGCAUUAUUACCUCAAAGGAUAAUCAAGUUUAAUGUUAGCUAUUAAGUAGUUGCAGACAAAGUUAGUUGCUUAGUGCGUAAUCCAAGGAAUUCUUAUCAAAUAAAAUAUAUCAUAUAAUUAGCAAGUAUUUAUAAAGCAAA
Drosophila virilis is the source of this 2751-nucleotide messenger RNA. It is a transcript of the gene bin, whose product is annotated as biniou. Gene Ontology annotation, cellular component: nucleus. The record is from RefSeq and is a predicted model, not a curated record. Lineage: Eukaryota; Metazoa; Arthropoda; Insecta; Diptera; Drosophilidae. Gene Ontology annotation, biological process: animal organ morphogenesis; regulation of transcription by RNA polymerase II. Gene Ontology annotation, molecular function: RNA polymerase II cis-regulatory region sequence-specific DNA binding; DNA-binding transcription factor activity, RNA polymerase II-specific.